Peromyscus maniculatus bairdii (prairie deer mouse) is the source of this 3550-nucleotide messenger RNA. RefSeq names its product paired box 5 (gene Pax5). Lineage: Eukaryota; Metazoa; Chordata; Mammalia; Rodentia; Cricetidae. Gene Ontology annotation, biological process: regulation of transcription by RNA polymerase II; anatomical structure development. Gene Ontology annotation, molecular function: DNA-binding transcription factor activity, RNA polymerase II-specific; RNA polymerase II cis-regulatory region sequence-specific DNA binding. The record is from RefSeq and is a predicted model, not a curated record.
CAGCCCUGGCGGCCCCAGCAGCCCCGGCGGCAGGGACCUGCAUCCUCUCCUGCGCCCCUCGCUCACCGCUGGGCAGACGCGGCGGCUGUCCCGGAAGAGGCAAGCCGGGGACAGUCCCACCCGGACCCCCGAGAGCGGGCAGCGGAUCUCCAAGAGUUGGUAGCGUGAGGCACAACCAGGAGCGAAGGGGCCCGGAGCCUCGAGGCCCGCGGGAACUUUAAAGGCGGCGGGUCCCGGUCUUCGAGGGCUGCAGUUCCGGGGCGCUCCGGGGCUCCCAGCCUCAGCAGCUGUAGCGUCUCAGAGUCCGCCGCCGUCCCUGCGCGGCGGGAGAAGGAGUUCUCUGCAACUUCGUUGGAGACGUCGGAGAGCCGGCGGGAGAGAGGUGGAGGGGCACGUCCAGCCCCAGAGACACGGAGCAGCGGGAGACAGGAAGGAUCUGGCGGAGGCCGAGGGGUGGACAGACCCUCGUAGCAGCAAGACCGAAGCAGCCUGGCAGCCCGCGGGGCCUCGCUGCCCCCAGAGUGAGACGAAGGGCCGUGUGCUCGCGGCCUCUUGCAAGCUUCUGCUCCGGCGCCGAGCGCCCCUAGUUAUCCCGGAGGUGGGCCCCUGCGCUAUGCCCUCGACGCUGCGGGCGCCUGGGCCUCAGCUUCUCGGGUGUGGGCCGGGAGCCGCCGCUUGAGCCCGCCGAGGAGCAAAGGCAGCUGGAGGAGUUGGGCGCCCGCUCCCAGACCCCCGACUGGCUGAACACUGUUUCCCGCCUCUCGGCUCAGCUCUCCGUGAUCUUCCGCAGGAGGCUUGGAGAGGGACCCCACGGCUGCAGAGGUGUUUUCUGAGCCCAGCUCACACGGUGCCUGGCCUGGUGGCGCGGCUCCCUAGGCUCUCUGAGCAGCCCUUUGGCGCCGAGAGGCAGCGGCGCGGGCCGACCUGCAGUCUGGAGCGCCCCGAUGGAAAUACACUGUAAGCACGACCCGUUUGCAUCCAUGCAUAGACAUGGAGGAGUGAAUCAGCUCGGGGGGGUUUUUGUGAAUGGACGGCCACUCCCAGAUGUAGUCCGCCAAAGGAUAGUGGAACUUGCCCAUCAAGGUGUCAGGCCCUGCGACAUCUCCAGGCAGCUUCGGGUCAGCCAUGGUUGUGUCAGCAAAAUUCUUGGCAGGUAUUAUGAGACAGGAAGCAUCAAACCGGGGGUGAUUGGAGGAUCCAAACCAAAGGUUGCCACUCCCAAAGUGGUGGAAAAAAUCGCUGAGUAUAAACGCCAAAAUCCGACCAUGUUUGCCUGGGAGAUCAGGGACCGGCUGUUGGCAGAGCGGGUGUGUGAUAACGACACGGUGCCCAGCGUCAGCUCCAUCAACAGGAUCAUCCGGACAAAAGUACAGCAGCCCCCCAACCAGCCAGUCCCAGCUUCCAGUCACAGCAUAGUGUCUACAGGCUCCGUGACGCAGGUGUCGUCGGUGAGCACCGACUCCGCAGGCUCCUCGUACUCCAUCAGUGGCAUCCUGGGCAUCACGUCUCCCAGUGCCGACACCAACAAGCGCAAGAGGGAUGAAGGUAUCCAGGAGUCUCCAGUGCCGAACGGCCACUCACUUCCAGGCAGAGACUUCCUCCGGAAGCAGAUGCGGGGAGAUCUGUUCACACAGCAGCAGCUGGAGGUGCUGGACCGCGUGUUCGAGAGGCAGCACUACUCAGACAUUUUCACCACCACGGAGCCCAUCAAGCCAGAGCAGACCACAGAGUAUUCAGCCAUGGCCUCGCUGGCCGGAGGCCUGGAUGACAUGAAAGCCAAUUUGACAAGCCCCACCCCUGCGGACAUCGGGAGCAGUGUGCCGGGCCCACAGUCCUACCCCAUUGUCACAGGCCGCGACUUGGCAAGCACGACCCUCCCCGGGUACCCUCCGCACGUCCCCCCCGCUGGACAGGGCAGCUACUCUGCACCAACGCUGACAGGGAUGGUGCCUGGGAGUGAAUUUUCUGGGAGCCCCUACAGUCACCCUCAGUAUUCCUCCUACAAUGACUCAUGGAGGUUCCCCAACCCAGGACUGCUUGGCUCCCCAUACUAUUACAGCGCCGCAGCCCGAGGAGCGGCCCCACCUGCCGCAGCCACCGCCUAUGACCGCCACUGACCCUCAGAGCCAUGUGGGCACCGAUUCUUCAACGCGUUUCAUUGAGGUAGACAGCUUCCUAACCCCCAGACAGACAGAGGGGCCCAACAAUGUCGUCUCCCGCCCCAUCCCACACACAGCUGAAGCAUCCUCCUCCCCUCCAUUUUUCCCUGCCUAGGAUCCAGGUAGGGCGGCUGGACUUCUGGAUUCUUAUCCAUGUCAAGAGUCAAUUGACAAGCUUCUCCGAAGCGGUGACAGGGUCUCUGCUGUUCUGAAGACCAUUGCAGCCAAGCCCAGCCUACCAGUCCUCCUGACUGUCUGACCAUCUGUGGGUUUCAGCCACGGCAGGCCCGCAAGAAAGAGCUGGCUUUUGUUGCUUCCCAGAACCCAUGUAUAUACCUUCUUCUUCCCUGUGGCCCUGAAGGUCUGACAGAGCAGAUUACCCACAAUGCACAGGCUAUCUUCCACCUCUGCACAGAACACCCUUCCCUCUGCCCUGGUGCCCUGUCAGGUAUCUCAAAGCCGUCUUUGAAACUGAUAGUGGCCACCUUGAGGAUGCCCGGCCUCUAGUUCACUUCUCGAAUAUCUACAAGGCUCACUGGUGGUCAUGGCACAAGCUUCCCCUGAGGUUCCCCCCAAGAGGAAUACACUCCAGGGAGACACCCUGGCCUCUUGCCUCCAUUUCCACAGAGCCACCGUAGUGUCAAUGGUCCUUUUCUCAAUCAAGGGACUCCAAGAGAACUGUCUGGGACAGCUGCUGUCCUAAAGAAAGAGGUCAUCCAUCCAAGCGCUGAUGGCAUUGUGACUCUGAAUAGCGAUCUGGAUCAAAAGAUCAUCGGACCCAGGCCAGGGUCCGAUGGUCCUCCUGGCCCCUGGAACCACCAAACUGAGUAUGUUUGCCGAGGCACGCCCGAGCUCAGACCUCUUUGGACAUCAGCCAUGGGCACUUUGCAACCAUCCUUUGGGACCCCAAUGACUGGAUCCUGGGCGAGUCUGUCCCAGCCACAGAGACAGUGGCUGGCAGAAAGGACUGAUGCCGGCACUGGGGACCAGCACACCCUGCAGGCAUCAGCCAGGACCCGAGCUUCCUCUCAAGCAGCGCUGCCACCCUUGGGGAGCACAGAGUGUGGCUGGGCACGGAGGUGCUGGGGAUGGGGGCAGGGGCCCGGCCUACACCUGCAGGCCAGCUUGUUCAUACAAGGUGUCGAGAUGGAACUCGCUGUGGGAAGGCAGAGGAAUCCGUGGGAGACAGAGGAAGGGCCAGGGGAGGGCCAGGCCAAACACUGAGGAACCGGUGGGCGACUUGAGGGUGGGCUUGAGUCUCGGGGGGGGGGGCGGUGAUACAAUUCAUUCAUCUGGAACCUCUAUUCUCUGCACAGUCCGUCCUGCCAACUCCAAACAGCAGAGGAGAACCCCUGUCUAAACUGAGGCUUAACAGGACCGUUUUCACAUGA